Molecule: messenger RNA, 1029 nt
Organism: Lipotes vexillifer (Yangtze River dolphin)
Lineage: Eukaryota; Metazoa; Chordata; Mammalia; Artiodactyla; Lipotidae
Gene: FAS
Product: Fas cell surface death receptor
Exons: 9
Coding region: 1-1029 (342 amino acids)
Biological process (GO): necroptotic signaling pathway; extrinsic apoptotic signaling pathway in absence of ligand; motor neuron apoptotic process
Cellular component (GO): CD95 death-inducing signaling complex; external side of plasma membrane; membrane raft
Molecular function (GO): tumor necrosis factor receptor activity; protein binding
Source: RefSeq, a predicted model, not a curated record
AUGACUUUUGAGCCCAGAGCUGUGGCUCCUACCAUCCGUGAUGCUGUUUCUCAAAUAUUUACCUCCAUUGCUGGACCAUUGUCUAAAGGUGAUAAUGCCCAUGUGGCUGAUAGCAACUCUGAGAUGCUGAAAUUGAGUAAGAAUAUUACUAAAAGGGAGAGCUGCGAUGAAGGCCUGCAUCGUGAGCACGAAUUUUGUUGUCAGCCGUGUCCUCCUGGCAAACGGAAAAAGGAUGAUUGCAAAAUUGAUGGAAGUGAACCAGAAUGUGUGCUCUGUGCAGAGGGGGAGGAGUACACAGACAAGAACCAUCAUUCUUAUUACUGCAGAAGAUGUAGAGUUUGUGAUGAAGAACAUGGCCUAGAAGUGGAAAAAAACUGUACCCGGACCCAGAAUACCAAGUGCAGAUGUAAACCAAACUUUUUUUGUAACGUAUCUCUGUGCGAACACUGUAACCCUUGUACCAAGUGUGAACAUGGAAUCAUUGAGAAAUGCACACCAACCAGCAACACUAAAUGCAGAGAAGUGUUCCAAUCUACAGGAUCCAGAUCUAACUUACACAGUUUAUGGGCCCCCCUGAUCCUCAUUCCAAUAUCUGCACUAAUAUACAGGGAGGUGAAAAGACGGCGCAGGAAUAGAAAGAAUGGUCACCAGAAAUCUAUAGCCUCAAAUACUGAAAUGAUGCCAGUGAAUUUCACAGACAUUGACUUGGGAAAACAUAUCAUUAGUAUUGCUGAACAAAUGAAAAUAACUGAAGUCAAAGAAUUUGUUCGGAAGAAUGGUAUGGAGGAAACUAAAAUAGAUGAGAUCAAGCACGACAAUCCCCAAGAUACAGCUGAACAGAAAGUCCAACUGCUCCGUAAUUGGUAUCAAAGUCAUGGGAAGAAAGAUGCAUAUUGCACUUUGAUUAAAAGUCUCAGAAAAGCCAAACUUCAUGCUCUUGCAGAGAAAAUUCAAGAUGUAGUCCAGAAGGACAUUACUAGUGAACAUGAAAAUGCAAACUUGCAAAAUGAAAAUGAAAGCUUGGCUUAA